AUGGGUAAUGGAGUGAAAAGAACACAGGAAAGCAAUGCGCACAAGAUCUACAUUCAUUCUUUUAAACAGAUAUUACAGACAAUUAUAUUGUUGAACAGAAAAGUAACAGUUUCUACUUUAUUACUGUUACGUGUGGGUGCCACGAUAUUGAUUUGGUAUUUAUGGUAUUCCCAGUCCCCCCACUGCGAUGUGCCAUUAUACGCGUUAUUGAUGAUGAAGCCUGUACCUCAAAUACUGCUAACCGUCAAUCUCGAUGAUAUGCUAGAAAAGAGUAGGAAAAGGUUGAAUGAACAGACCGAGACCAUGAAGAACAGAUGGGAUACCAUUUCGAGUAUAACAUUAUUUAGCAGGCAACUUGUCGCUACUUUCUUGCGCUAUUUUUCUCUUAAUAAAUCAAAGACUUGUUCUUUUUUUUCAUCAUUGUUUGAAAGUUGUGCAGUCACUUAGCGAACGCGCUUAACGUUAACGGCGCGCCCACGCCAUCGCCACUGAGUUCAAAUUGUAGUUCUAGCUGAAUGUCGCGAAGAGAGAUGCCUCAGUCAAGUCUAUUGUUCUAGUUCUUCGUAAUGCUAAUGCAGUCUCCAUAUCAUAAGCAUACCGUUGUAUCUGUGUCAAGUCGACACAGAACCGCCACCCCGCUUCUGUGCAUGAUCAUCCACACGAAAACGCCAUUGUGCCCGUCAUACUUUUUAUCAUCGACACAUGUGUUUGUUCCUGUUUCUUCUUCACUUCGAGCGAACCCCUUGCCCUUCCCUCCUGUGUUUUUUCGGAUAGUAGCAUGCUGGCUCGCGCUGCGGUUCAGGUUUGUUGCCUCU
Messenger RNA from Amoebophrya sp. A25, 815 nucleotides. NCBI's taxonomy places the organism in Eukaryota, Dinophyceae, Syndiniales, Amoebophryaceae. The record is from the annotation of a GenBank genome assembly.